AUGGCAGGAUCCUUCGAGAGUCUACGUGCUGCCGGCGCCAACCAACAGCUGCAAAGUGGUCCAUUGAAGCGCCGACUGAGGUUGUUCAUUGCUGUUCUUCCUUGCUUCACGCUCACUGACAUCAUCCAUCUGUCCUUCGACUUUCCCACAUACACGACAGAAUUAGGGGAAAUGCACCAAGCGAUCCGUACCGCGCGCAGCAACGGCGUCGUCAUCUUCGCCGCCGCUGGCAACCAAGGCGGCAACCAAGGCGGCAACCAAGGCGUGUGUUGGCCCGUAGACCUGUACAAAAGCGGCGACGUUAUCUGCAUCAGUUCCUCUAACGACUAUGGCGGCCAAUCUAGCUUCAACCCUGAAGUUCAUCAUGACUGGCGGAUUUGCACAUUGGGUGAAAGUGUCCGUCUUGCCAGCCGGAUUCAUAUAGUUCGCUACAAGUCGUCUAUCGGAGCGGAUCUUCGUUUACAACAGCUAUUGAGUCGGCGAUCGGGGCGAUUGUGCUUGCUGUGA
Exophiala mesophila is the source of this 507-nucleotide messenger RNA. RefSeq lists its product as uncharacterized. The coding region runs from base 1 to 507 and encodes 168 amino acids. Gene Ontology annotation, molecular function: serine-type endopeptidase activity. The record is from RefSeq and is a predicted model, not a curated record. NCBI's taxonomy places the organism in Eukaryota, Fungi, Ascomycota, Eurotiomycetes, Chaetothyriales, Herpotrichiellaceae. Gene Ontology annotation, biological process: proteolysis. The transcript has a single exon.